Carassius auratus (goldfish) is the source of this 2987-nucleotide messenger RNA. RefSeq names its product BTB/POZ domain-containing protein KCTD16-like. Gene Ontology annotation, biological process: protein homooligomerization; regulation of G protein-coupled receptor signaling pathway. The transcript has 2 exons. Gene Ontology annotation, cellular component: postsynaptic membrane; presynaptic membrane; signaling receptor complex. The record is from RefSeq and is a predicted model, not a curated record. NCBI's taxonomy places the organism in Eukaryota, Metazoa, Chordata, Actinopteri, Cypriniformes, Cyprinidae. Gene Ontology annotation, molecular function: protein binding. The coding region runs from base 780 to 2018 and encodes 412 amino acids.
GUGGAAAUGUAUUUUUGCAGCCGAACCGAUUCACUCCUAGCAUGUUAAUUGGACGAGUGUAUUUGUAAAUCUGUAGAAGCAGGGUGAAAUGCUUGUAUGUUUCCAGCUGUCAUUUUCCUUUAAGAUGAUGUAAGGCUCAUCUCCCUAAGAAUGGUCUCCCUCCCCCGUCCGAAGCCUCUCUCUCUCAGCACACUGCAUCCAUUCGCACAACGCUGCUGAUGCUCAGGAGAGUCAGGAUGCACAAACUUCACAAUGCACCCUCCUUUUCAACCACAGAUCCUUUUACUGAAAUGCCGGGUGGGUGCCAAGUACAUGAAGACUGACUAUCCUGGACAGACAAGAUUUCUCGAAGGAGAAGCACUCUUCUGAAGGAAGUUGAAGCUGGUGCAGUUUUUCAUUUUUUUUUACAAGCUGAACUUAUUUUUGGAUGUUGUAGCUGGAGGAUAGUUGCACAAUUAUAUCCCUUGGGUGAGAGCUCUUCUAUUUCUGCAUUAUUAUAAAUAACAAAAGGGAGAUGCGUGUUCAGAUUUAUCACCUGGCAAUAGAUGCUCAGUUAUAUUUGUGGGAAAAGCCUAGUCUUAACAUGUCGUACUGAUGCAUUUAUUAUUUUUUAUAAACACUCUGUACGUCUCAGAGAUGCUGCACAUAACACAAUAGACCCUGAAUGUCUAUUAAAGCGCGUGCAGGUUAUGUUCCUCUUGACUUUUUGCGCACUAAAAACAAAUCCCAAACUUUUGCGUCUCCGCCUUUUCGUUUUCUGAAGCGUGCAACGCACUAAAAUGGCCCUGACUGAGAAUGGCAAGACUUAUCAAGCGCCCAAGGACAGUGGAUGUGCUCAGAGUUGCUCUGGUGAUGUGGUGGAGCUCAAUGUAGGUGGACAGGUGUAUUACACUCGCCAUGCCACCCUCACCAGCGUGCCAAACUCACUGCUGGGGAAACUGUUCUCAGCUAAAAAAGACGUUUCCAACGACCUCGCGCAGGACAUCAAGGGACGCAUCUUCAUCGACAGGGACGGGUUCCUCUUUCGAUAUGUGUUGGACUAUCUCCGCGAUAAGAGCGUGGUGCUCCCGGAUUAUUUCCCGGAGAAAGGGAGACUCAAACGCGAGGCUGAGUUCUUCCAGCUGCCUGAGCUUGUCAAAAUCCUUACGGCUGAUGAAAACAUCCACGGUGAUUUCGACGAAGCGUCCCAGGGAAGCGAUCAGAGGUUGUUCCCUGCGUCUUACCUGGACGCGCGCGAGAGGCGCUACGGCUUCAUCACGGUGGGAUGCAGGAGCCCGUGCGCUUUCGGGAGGGACGCGGAUACCAAAACUCGCGGACUACCCAAAAUCUUCAUCUGCGGAAGGGUCGGUCUGGCCAAGGAAGUUUUCGGGGACACCCUAAACGAGAGCCGGGACCCCGACAGGACAGCCGAGCGCUACACCUCUCAGUUCUACCUGAAGUUUCGUCACCUGGAGCGCGCGUUUGAUCUGCUCGCGGAGAGCGGCUUCCAGAUCGUCGCGUGCAAUUCAUCAAUCACCGCUUCUCCGCACAACAGACGCACGGAUGACAGAUACUGGUCCAAUAACGCAGAGUACGUCUUCUACCGUGGCCCAUCCGGAUGGUCUUCUUCUCACUGCGACUGCUGCUGCAAAAGCCACAAGAGCGAGCACGAGGGUGAGAGCGGCACUUCCUUCAACGAGCUCUCCACUUCCUGUUCCGAGACCCAAUCGGAAGCCAGCUCUCCGCAGGAAACGGUCAUCGUGCGUCCCGUCUCCCGCCAGCCCAACAUUCAUACUCUGGACCGGCCGGCGAAAAAGGGUCCAACCCCGAUUCCAAGGAGAACUGAUCUGCUCCGCGUUCGAACCACAGGUCCUCGUGACGUCAUGUCAGGGAAGAGGAAGCCGGCCAAGGAGAAGAUGACGCCGGAGCAGGAGCUGGAGAAAUGCAUCCAGGACUUCCGGCGGAUUAAAAUUCCAGAGCGUUUUCCGGAGAGGAAGUACAUGUGGCAGUCGGAGCUCUUGAAAAAAUAUCGGCUCUGAAAUGAUAUCCUGUGCACUUUUAAUGCAACACAACAGAGCUCAUACGAUUACAUAAUUCUUCUCAGCUUGGGCUUAAUUGGCUCAUUUUUGUGAUCAUGUGGCAAGAUGCACAAUUAACAAUUCCUGUGAACUUCAAGUGACUCCUAAAAGGACCGGUCCUGUUUGGCACAAUGACAUUAAAGUCUAAACCAAUUUCACAGCAUCUAGACGAACCUCUCAAAUAAAAAACAGACUGCAUACAUAUAUAUAUACACAAUAAUCACAAGUGUGUAUUACCUGGUGAUGCUCAAAGUCGGUGCAAGGACUGCAUAGCACUUAUGUACACCGUUUCACCUAUAAAUGCAAUGCACAUAUGAGAACUGCAGGAAUCGAAUGUGAAGGUGGUUUGCAUUAUUCAAUACUGUGUUUAACUGAUGGAGAGUUUUAAAGAAUAAUUCACUCAGGAAUGAAAAUUAGCUGAAAAUGUAUUCUCAGGCCAGAGUUUGUGUCUUAAUCAGAUUUGGAGAAAUUUAGCACUGCAUCAGUGUCUCAGCAAUGGAUGCUCUACAGUGAAUGGGUGCCGUCAGAAUGAGAGUCCAAACAGCUGAUAAAAACAUCACAGUAAUCCAUGCCAUCAGUUAACAUCUUGUGACGUGAAGCAUUGAGUGUUUCUAAUAAACAAACAUUAAGACACUAAACCAUUACUUCAGGACAAAAUCCAUGAUCCAUAAUAAUGCGUCCUCCAGUGAAAAAUUCCAUCCUCUCACAACAAAAUCCACUGAUCUGUGCAUAUUUCUCUCCUGAUCGAGAUAAGACGACUUUUUUUCCCCCUUGGGAAUUCAAUAUUAUGGAGGACUCGUAUGGUUUGAAGUCAAAACAUCUUAAAGAUGGAUUCGUUUCUUACAGACACAGUUUUCCAGAUGUUAACUGAUGGACUGGAGUGGAUUACUUGUGGAUUAUUGUGAUGUUUUUAUCAGCUGUUUGGACUCU